AUGGUUCGCCCACCAUUUUCCCUCUCCAAAUCUGAACCCAAGGCAAGGACGUCCACCCAGCCAAAGAAUAAAAAUCUAUCUCGAGGUUUGAGACGAGCUUACUCGUCUGCAUACUCUCAACAAUUCUCUGCAGACAAAAUCAAAGAGACCGAUCCGUACCGAACCAAACUGCUUUGGCGGAAGGUCAUGGAACAAAAACCUCCUCGAUACUCGCAAGCCACUCCGGCCAGCCGACUCAAGAGUCAGGCUCGGUCAGAAGAUCCCACGAAAAGCAUUUUCUCGACAUCUACCUUUAAGACAGGCUCUAGCAGAACGCAAAUCGCCGGAGCUGCCACGGCCCACGACUCCGACUUCGAAGAUACUCAGUUACUUCCGCGGGGGGUUGAGAUAACAAGAGGCGGGUGUUGGCGUGUGGGAGGGGCUCACGGCCAUUUUGGCUCCGAGACACCUGUGGACGCCGCCAAAUCACGCGAAUUUUACCAAUCCAUCGUUCAAAAUGCCCUUGCAGGAAGAGCUGACCGGGAUAUAGACGGUUCGAUAUUCCUGCCCAUGGACGCCGACUUCAUCACGUCCGUGUACACGACGUAUCGUAUUAUGGGAGAGGAAGAAGUUUUGGAAUCUGAGUUCAAGGGAUAUGCUUGUGAGAAUCUGUUCACCGGGCCAUACCGUCUCUUAGGACAGAAUGUUGCAAGACGGCUUGGUGCUGUACGGUGUCUGGAAAUGUCGCUCAAGCCCCGCGAGAAUUAUGCUGGAUGUAUGUGGCAUGCACCUCCACUCCUCUCGGAUCAACCUCCUUCCAAACCCUUUGGUUUCGACAUUUUCGCCGACUGUCAAUUCUGGCUUUGCGACAAGGUCUUGAAUCCCAAUUAUCGAAGGAAUGCCGGCCAGGUCGUGCUUUGCAAGUCCUUUGGUGCAUUUUGUCCCUAUUUCUCGAUUGAGUUCAAAGCCAUAACUGGCGAUCAGCGGGUUGCGGCUAAUCAAGUAUUUGCCGCUGGCCUGAUUUCCUUGUUCAAUCGAUAUCGAUUGAAAGUCGACGCCUUUCGCCAUCCUACUCUGGAGCAACUCAAACUGGUUCGUCAUUACGGAUCGACGAUGGUGAAAGAUACUUGGACAGUAUGGCUCUUUGAACCCAAAAUCACUGAUGGGGGGGCUUGGGCCGGCUGCACUAUACGAAUGCUUGAUAAUGGGAGGUGUCGGGAUGAACUUGGAGUUAUGAGUUUGCUUCAAUGGAUCAACGAAAUUCACCGGUGGGGACUCUGCGAGUACGCUCUCGGAUGUGAGGAGGAUAUCAAACAGAUUCUGAACCAAGGCCCUGGCAAUCUCAGAAUAUCCGCGAUAGGGAUCUCAAAGGAAACCGAAACCGUGAAGGAAACCGGAACGGUGGAGGAAGUCUAA
Messenger RNA from Rhinocladiella mackenziei CBS 650.93, 1395 nucleotides. RefSeq lists its product as uncharacterized. The transcript has a single exon. Bases 1 to 1395 code for a protein of 464 amino acids. Lineage: Eukaryota; Fungi; Ascomycota; Eurotiomycetes; Chaetothyriales; Herpotrichiellaceae. The record is from RefSeq and is a predicted model, not a curated record.